Messenger RNA from Manduca sexta (tobacco hornworm), 1394 nucleotides. It is a transcript of the gene rho-7, whose product is annotated as presenilins-associated rhomboid-like protein, mitochondrial. Gene Ontology annotation, cellular component: membrane. Gene Ontology annotation, molecular function: serine-type endopeptidase activity. The transcript has 9 exons. The record is from RefSeq and is a predicted model, not a curated record. The coding region runs from base 198 to 1247 and encodes 349 amino acids. Lineage: Eukaryota; Metazoa; Arthropoda; Insecta; Lepidoptera; Sphingidae.
UCAGAUAUUCAGAAAAAGAAAAAAAUUUGGCUGUAUGAUCAUAAAAAAUUCCUGACAACCCCUAAACAAAUGUCAUCUUUUUUAUGUCACAUUCAAAUUAUUUAUUGUUGAAUUUUUAUUUUUCAUAACUUCAUAAAUAAUCAAAUUUAAACCAUAAUAAAUAAUGUAAAAUUACGUUUUAAGAAAAAGAUACUAAUAUGUUUUGUAGAAAUGUUCUCUCGGCCGCGGAGUUGAUGAAUAGUUGCAAGCCUAUGCGUCUUAAACAAUUGUAUGGCUCUACAGGCAAUGUACGUUUGUUUCGUAAUUCUUUCCACAAAUCCCAACGCGGCGGGCGCCGGCCUGCUUUGGAACCGGACCCGUUGGAAAGUCUGCAUGUCGAAUCUGGCACUCUAAGCCCCAAGAAGCUAAUGAAACCUCUUUUGUUUACAAUCGGGAUAUCUACAGGAAGUCUCACAGCCUGCGUUAUAUGGGAAUAUGAGAGCCUGCGAGCUCAUGCCACCUCACUACUAAAGAAACCAAGUAACUGGCUGAGUGCACAGCAGAAAAAAGUAUUUAGCACAAUUUGUGAGAAGGAACCAGGACCGCUGAAAAAAUGGUGGAGCUCAUUAAGGGACAGUGAGAAGGUGUUCUAUCCAAUAUUAGCAGCUAAUGUCCUAGUAUUUGGUGCAUGGCGUGUGAGAGCACUACAACCCUUCAUGGUGAAAUACUUCUGCUCCAAUCCUACAGGCAGUGCAGUAUGUUUACCAAUGGUGCUGUCAACCUUUAGCCAUUAUUCAGCAUUACAUCUAGCAGCGAAUAUGUAUGUUCUCUAUAGUUUUAUGCCAGCCGCUAUUGCUUCUCUGGGUAAAGAACAAUUUACUGCCAUGUACUUAAGUGCCGGUGUUAUAAGCAGUUUUGCAAGUUUCCUAUACAAAGUGAUGCUGAGCCAACCCGGUCUUAGCCUUGGAGCAUCUGGCGCUAUAAUGUCAGUAUUGUCCUAUGUGUGUGUACAGUAUCCUGACACCAGACUGAGCAUAAUCUUUCUGCCCAUGUACACAUUUGCCGCAGGCACGGCCAUAAAAGUCAUAAUGAGUAUGGACUUGGCUGGCGUUGUAUUAGGCUGGAAAUUUUUCGAUCACGCCGCGCAUCUUGGAGGAGCAUUAUUUGGAAUUGCUUGGUGCUACUGGGGAAACACACACAUUUGGGGCAACAGAGACAAAUUCCUACAAUACUAUCAUAACCUAAGGAAGCCAGAUACCGGUAGGUAAUGAUGCAUGAAAGCUCAGAUCUAUAGACAAAGUAAUCGUUAUUGGAAUAUAAAAUAAAGUUUAACGAUAUUAUGUACAAUAAAGCUAUUUAUUGUUACUUAUUUUGUUAUUUAGACCACAGUAAAAUUAAAGACCGUUUUAAAACAA